Messenger RNA from Hydractinia symbiolongicarpus, 3183 nucleotides. RefSeq lists its product as uncharacterized. The transcript has 4 exons. Lineage: Eukaryota; Metazoa; Cnidaria; Hydrozoa; Anthoathecata; Hydractiniidae. Gene Ontology annotation, biological process: regulation of cell population proliferation; anatomical structure development; regulation of transcription by RNA polymerase II. Gene Ontology annotation, molecular function: RNA polymerase II transcription regulatory region sequence-specific DNA binding; DNA-binding transcription factor activity, RNA polymerase II-specific. Gene Ontology annotation, cellular component: nucleus. The coding region runs from base 685 to 2814 and encodes 709 amino acids. The record is from RefSeq and is a predicted model, not a curated record.
ACUUAUGUUUUCAGAAGCAUUAUUUUUGAUUUGUGUUGUCAUAGAAACGCUAUCUUGAUGACAGACCACUGUGUAGAAAAAAUAGUUCAACAUGUUAGAAAAACAAUGUUGAGUUUAUGAGAAGAAAGUUGGAGUUUUAUUUAAUUUGCAAAAGUAAUUUGUAAUAAGUUUAUUUUGUUUACUUCUUAAAUGUUUUAUAAGAUAUUUUACAUCGUCUCUAUAACCUUGUCUUCAGCGGACUUUUCCACUUCGUGUGUUUCAAGGGAAAGUUUUAUUGAUCAGAUGUUUUAAUGUUGUCAUGAUGUUUUGAAUAUUCUGAUCUUAAUAUGUUACUUUUUUACUUAUUUUUUUAUUUCAUAUAUUUUUAUUAUAGACAAUAUUUAUUAAAAAAGGUUCUACUGACUAAUAAUUUAUUUCAGGAAGAUAAUUUUGGAAUUCAUCAAUAGUUUUGAUAGUGCGCCCAAAACAUGCAGAAUGGGUUUCACUAAUUGUUUUCUCUAAAAAUUUUCUUAAUAGAAUAAUAUUUGCACGAUUUACCAAAGAAGUCAAUUAUCGCAGACUGACUUGCAACCAACUUGUACUUAGGAGCUGCGACCAUCUUGUAGUUAGCUGCAGAAGGUGCUGAAAGAUUUGACGUUAAUUUAAUUGAGAACUUGCUGUGCAAGCGAAUUAAGAGGUGAAGAGAUGAAUUUGGAAGAAAUUAUUAAAGAGUACGACAAAUUGAAAUUUGAGUCGACGAAUGACAGAAAAAACGAACUGAACAAGAAAAAGUCAUUCCCACACAUCGUUUCAAAAGAGUCUUUCGAGCAAAUGAUUAUGAGUGCUGAUCCCGAUGCCGUAAACGACAACAGAAUAACGACGAUUUUACCUGCCGACUCAUCGGUGACGAAUUCACCUGAAGUUUCGACGCCCAAAUUUCAACAAACCAGUGUUAUCACCUCCAGUAGCUCCGUCAGAAAAAAAUCAUCCGAACAACGAAGAAGAUCAAUUCACCGUCAACGAAAUAUUGAUGACUCAGCAAAUAUUGAACUUCCUAAAAAUUCCGUUAUAACUGAAGAAAGAUUCUCACAUAUGAGAAAAGAUCACGUGACACAUGCAAAUAGGUAUGAAGCUCCGCAGUAUCGUGCAUAUAGUCCAGUUCCUGAAAAAUCACACAUCAUGCUUAAAAGCAGGAGCCUUGAUGUGCACCCUGGGAUGCAUAAAAGUAAAAGUCUAGAUAUCGAUCAUGAUUUAUAUCAAGAGUAUGCACCCAGGGCUUCCAGCUUUCCCCUGGGAUUCACGAAAGCUUUAAGUUUCAAUGAAGAUCAAGGAACACACAUUUCUUAUUUGUACAAAGAUUCGCAUGGUAGUUUGCAGAACAGCUCACGUGAAAGCUUUUCGGACAGUCCGAACAGCACACUUAAUAACAGCCCAAUCAGUAGUUCACAAACAAGUCCGUUACGACGACUACAAGAAACCCAGGGUGGAGUUAUACCAGACGGCACAAAUAUGCAAAACAAAAGCCGUAUUGCACUUCCUCCAGGACGUUAUUCUAAUAAUCAGCAAAUGUUGCAAUAUAAAUAUUCUCAAAGGAAAGCUUACUCGCUUAACACAGCUCCUUAUGAUGUGGUACAUCGAGACAAAAGUUUAAGACGCAUAUUUUCUGAGGAAAUAGUUCCCGAAUACCCACUAUCUGAUCAGGAAAGGAAAACGAAACUACCAACACAGCACAUGCGGCGUGCGGCUAGUUACGACCUUGGAACCUACCUGAGGUACAAAAAAAAUAUAUCAGGUUCGGACGUAUCGAUAGGAAAUUAUCAGACAGAGGCUAAAGUAAAAGCUUCCACGAAAAUAAUUUUUCCCGAACACGAUAACGUAAAGGAUUACAAGAAUAUCUUUGUAAAACCGAUUGAAGAUGAAGCUAUGAAUGCGAUGAACAUUCAUCAAAUGAUGGAGAAAUCAAACUUGUUUAAUGCGAAAUUUGACGUGGGAAAUUAUUUCCCGAAUACGACUAAAAAUUUUAACGAUGAAGAAAAAUUGAAAAAGAAGGGCGAGCAAAUGAAGACAAAAAUAAAAACACAACAACCGCAACAGGACGGAUUUACGAUCGGGCCAUAUCACUACGACCCUCAGACAGACGACGAAGUGGCUGUUUAUGUCAGCGGUUUGUUGACUUUACCUGGAUCCAACGAAAGGAGGUAUCCAAUCACAGUAGGCGAAUUGAGACGUCGUAUCGCGCCACCGGAAUUUCUAAAUAAGGUGGACAUGAUUAGCUAUGUCCGACUUGCUAAGACCUCAGCACGUGAGUUACUAGAAAAGCAUGCUAUUCGGCCGAAACAUCACAGUCGAAAAUCGAAACACAGCGUAAUAUCGAAAAUGUGUGAAGCGGAGUGCACUGAGUUGGCGAAUGGUAUAAAAGCUUUGAGUGACGCAUAUUUUCCGAAAGAAUGGCUUGCAUCUAAAGCUGUCGCGGAAAUUAAAGCUAAAAGCAGGGAGGAGAGCAGGGAGGAGAGAGAUGUCAGGCUACAAAAACAAAAGGAAAAGAUUGAAUCAGCCAGGACGGUGUUGAGUGAGUUAACUUCAUUAUUGGAGGAAAACAAGAGUGAGAAGGAGAUGCAGAACUAUUCUCUCGCAACACAUUCAUAUGGCAUGCAAAGUUUAACAAACAAUAUCGACCUAAUUUCCAAUCUCUUGCAAUCUCAAAUAGAUAACAUUGAUAAACGUGUAAACACGUCGAACGAGUUGAAAACAGAAGAGGAUUUUGGGAACGACGCUGCACCAAUGGAAACGGACCAGGUGACUUCUAAUAGUCCUCCAACGCAGGCAAAGACGUAAAUCUUCUCCAAUGUGCAGAAAGAUUUUGUAUUUUAGUUACAAAAAUCAUCUGCAUUCGUUUUACUCUACUUGGCUUAGAAUAUUUGCCAUUGAACAAAAAGGAUAAUGUCAAAUUCUAAAUGAAAUAAAAAAUAAAAAUAAAAUAACAAAGAUACUGAAGGAGGAGACACUGACACACAUAACACUCCUCCACAGAUAUUCUUAAUAACAAUUGUAAAUAUCAAUAUCAUCAUUGACACAUUUUCAUGCACAGUUUACAUGAAUUCACAAUUUUAGGGAAUUAUUUAUAGAUAAGAUUAUUUAUAACUUUUAAUUUGUACCAUGUCGAACUAUCUUUCAAAAGAAAGAAAAAAACGAUUAACUUCGUAA